AUGGCACAGUGCCUUGCAGAGUUGCCACUAAAGCAGCCUUUCAGUGCGGAUGCCAGACAUGCCUUAGCGCAGCACUGGAUGAUGCCUGCUUUCUUCUGCAGUGCUGGCAUUCUUCUCUGCCUCAGUCUAUGUGCCCUUGCAACAUUGUGGCAUGUGAGAAGACUGUCCUUGCAGGUAACAAAGCUGCAAGUCACUGUCGAGAGCCUGGGGAUCCCAGUCUUGCUGCAGGAACCAACGCUGUUUCCGGAAAGCGUGCGACAAGAAGUGGAAAAAGCACACAAAGGGUUAUGGAAACAGCUACGAGACACACAGGCCAUGAUCCUACGCAUCCAAGCAGUCGUUGAGGACAAACUCCACAAGUACGAGAAGAUAGUGAAGCACUUAAUUCAUGCCCUGCAUGACUUGGAGCCCAUGACGGAGAAGCUCCAGGACUCUGUGACCUCUGUCUUUGAUGUGCUUGAGGAAAUUUUCCAGGAAGAGGAGCGAGUCUUUUCAUGUCAUACGGCACAGUUGAUUGCAGCGAUGGACAGAUUGAAGUACAUUGUGCACCAGCUCCUUGAUCGCAGUGAAAAACGGUAUGGCAGCGCACACACCCUUCGACAAGACCUACACAAGGCAGUGAUCUCGGUCCUCAAUCAGAAUCACAGAAUCUUGACGACCGUGGAUGUCCUGCCAUGCGAGAUUGAGCAUCGUCUGGGUCAAAUUUUACUGAAGAGACUACGUGAAAUCCUUCCUGAGACGAUUGACCCUCUUCAUCAACAACUACAGUUGCUUGCAACACGUGAAUCGCGCGAUGUACCCUCGUCUUCGCAUGUACAAGAAAGUGAGCUCGAACCUCACGAACCCAGUGUACCUGACAAUGUGAGCCUAGGACCCAGUGCUCAUUUCGUAACUCUGGAUGAUGGCUCCACGCUUCCAGUACAGCUUGAAGCGUAA
This is a messenger RNA of Symbiodinium sp. CCMP2592, 936 nucleotides long. NCBI's taxonomy places the organism in Eukaryota, Dinophyceae, Suessiales, Symbiodiniaceae. The record is from the annotation of a GenBank genome assembly.